This is a messenger RNA of Mangifera indica (mango), 1821 nucleotides long. RefSeq lists its product as uncharacterized. Lineage: Eukaryota; Viridiplantae; Streptophyta; Magnoliopsida; Sapindales; Anacardiaceae. The coding region runs from base 286 to 1620 and encodes 444 amino acids. The transcript has 2 exons. The record is from RefSeq and is a predicted model, not a curated record.
CUGCCUAUAUCCAGGCUGUAACCAGCUGUCUUCCAUUUUCAAAGACUCCUGUUUUUGUUUUUGCCCACUGAGCCCUUUGCUUUCCCCUUCACACACACUCUCUCUCUCUCCGGUUCUCGUUUGGUUUUAUUUAGGUUAUCUGCAAUUACAGCGAAGCUUUGGAAGAUGAAAGCAGGGCCACUUGUGCUUAGUAUCCAUUGCUCAUCCCCAAGCUUUCCAUUCUUCCAAUCACACAACCAUCACUUUUCUCUCAGCUAGUUCUCUUUGUUUUUUCUUCACGUUGCAAUGGAUCCUUGCCCUUACGUGCGUCUCUCUGUAGGCCAUCUUGGUCUACGAAUCCCCGUCGCUGCGAAACCGGCUCGGUCUGUGGUGCACCCUUCCUCCUCUCCAUGUUUCUGCAAGAUUAAAUUGAAAGGUUUUCCGGUUCAAACUGCGGUUGUUCCGUUUGUUCCAUCGGGAAAUUCUUUCCCCGACGCUCAAUCUCAAACCAUGGCAGCAAGUUUCCAUCUCAGUAAAGCCGAUCUGGACAAGCUCGCAGCAAAAUCAAUCUUCUCGGCUAAAAUAUUUUUGAAAGUUUCUAUUUACACUGGGCGGAGAGGCACCACCUGCGGCGUAAACUCGGGGAAACUGUUGGGAAAGGUUUCUGUGCCGUUGAAUCUGGCAGGAGCUGAAUCAAAAGCAUUUGUGUUCCACAAUGGGUGGAUUUCUGUUGGUAAAGAAGCUAAAGGCUCGUCAUCGCAGUUUCACUUGAAUGUGAAGGCGGAACCUGACCCCAGAUUCGUGUUUCAGUUCGACGGUGAACCAGAGUGUAGCCCACAAGUGUUUCUGAUUCAAGGCAAUAUUAAGCAACCCGUUUUUACUUGCAAGUUCAGUUUUAGAAACACGGGUGAUCGUAAUAAUCAGAGAUCCAGAUUAUUACAAUCUGAGGCAAGCAGUGGAAGAAGCUGGCUGAGCUCAUUCGGCAGUGAAAGAGAACGACCUGGAAAGGAACGAAAGGGAUGGUCAAUCACAGUCCAUGACUUAUCCGGCUCGCCGGUAGCCGCUGCUUCAAUGGUAACCCCUUUCGUGGCCUCACCUGGCUCAGACCGGGUUAGCCGUUCCAACCCUGGUUCCUGGCUUAUUCUCCGGCCGGGCGACGGGACUUGGAAACCCUGGGGUCGUCUAGAAGCCUGGCGCGAGCGUGGCGCCUCAGACGGUUUAGGUUACCGUUUUGAGUUGAUUCCCGACUCUGCUGCGGCCGGCAUUGUUUUAUCGGAGUCAACUCUCAGUUCAAAUAAAGGCGGGAAAUUUUGCAUUGAUUUGGGGGGUCACUCCACCAACGGUCGCGCCACGCCGGUCAACGCAGCUUCGCCGGCGUGUAGUCCACGGAGUAGCGGUGAUUUUGGAUACGGUUUAUGGCCUUAUUGCAUGUACAGAGGGUUCGUAAUGUCGGCGAGAGUGGAAGGGGAGGGAAAGUGUAGUAAACCUAGUGUGGAGGUGAGUGUACAGCACGUGAGCUGCACGGAGGACGCCGCUGCUUUCGUGGCUUUAGCCGCAGCCAUUGAUCUCAGCAUGGAUGCUUGCAGACUUUUCUCUCAACGGCUGAGAAAAGAGCUGUGCCAGCAGCAAGAAUCACUGUGAUAAUUUACUUUUUUUUUUUUUUUACUGUCUACGUUGUCGUAUUGCAUUUGUUAUUUGUGUGUGAGAGACUUACUAUGCUAACAAACAACCAAUAUUUGUACAGUGAAGUAGGAGGAGGUAUCAGGGAGGCACGCUUUGUUUUUACCCGUGUGGCUUGUAUUUAUUUUUCCUUUUUGAAAAAAAAAAAAAGUUUUAUUAUUA